AUGCAUGCACGUGCUGCAUGUGAAGAACUGAACUUAUUAGAAAACGAUACCCAUUGGGAUACGACAAUCGCUGAGAUGAAUGAGGAGAUACAUAAUCGUGCUUUACUCUUGAUCGAAGAUAUGUGUUACCUCAUGUGCGGUAGUUUAUUAAUCAGGUUAGGAAUGCCAGCGCCCAAUCGUGAAAUGAAUGACGCAUUUAAUCGAGAAUUGGAACGGGAACGUGAAAAUGAUCACCAGGAAUUAGAUUUAGUAGUUCAAAAGAAUGUACCCCUGUUGAAUUCCCAACAAAAGGAAGUUUAUGAUACUUUAAUUAAAGCAAUCGAUGAUGGAAAUGGUGGUUUAUAUUUCCUAGAUGCCCCUGGUGGAACAGGUAAGACAUUCCUCAUGUCAGUAGUUUUAGCCACUGUUGCGUUGCAUUUGCUCCUUUUGGAAUAG
This is a messenger RNA of Arctia plantaginis, 435 nucleotides long. The record is from the annotation of a GenBank genome assembly. Lineage: Eukaryota; Metazoa; Arthropoda; Insecta; Lepidoptera; Erebidae.